GUGUUGUGAACACACAACAUGCGGUUCACACGAUUGGUGGCGACUCAAACAUGCACUUUUCAAUCCAGUUUAAUUAUGGUAUUACAAGAAACGUGCGUUAUACCACUAUCACAAUAUUGCUAACAAAAAGUUCCUCCGUGAGUUCUUCAAGUGGUCUCCAUGAAAUGGCAAAACACAUUUCGCAAUAUAUGAAGUCUCAGACGCAACAAUGUCCCCACAAUCAAGCAAUGUGUGAAACAAGUGAGGUCGUCGUUAUCAUCCGGGACGUGAAGAGGCACGCGCGCGGGCUUCAACAUGAAGGCAUGAUGAAAGCUGACCUUGGCUCUCUGAAAGACAAAUGGCGCCCUUACUGUCUCUCCACAAACAAGCUUCGCUUGACACCCAUCAGUGCUUAGACGGUGCUUGGGAAGGUAGGACGUAGCGCUCCUUCAUCAUGCGGUCCAGGACUCUUCUACUGCUCCUUUAUGCGCUUGCGCGUCUGACUGGCCUCUGCGAAGCUGACCGCACUGACCCAAAGUGUGAAGAGAUUAAAUGCCCCGAGUCGUGCACAGUUGUGAUGGGAGACCGCGGAUGUCCUCUAUGUAAAUGUCCAGAAAAACUGUGUCCUGAGCUCGUCGACUGUGAUUCUCCCUGCACGGUCGAGUACGAUGAAGAUGGGUGUAAACAAUGCAACUGCACUUCCAAGUGUCCGUCUAUGGAGACGUGUAACGACACAUGCGUCAUCAGGAGAGUACCUGGAGGUUGUGACGAGUGCCAGUGUCCCCCGUGCAUGGAAACGGAAAUAGAAUGUCAAUUCCCGUGUUUCUCAAGGAAGGACGAAGCCGACUGUUAUAUAUGUGACUGCCCGUUUCCCUGUCAACGACUGAACUGUGUACCUCCGUGUUCCUUUAAGUCCCUGAGUGGUAUAUGCGAUAUCUGUGAAUGCCCCGAGUGUCCCGUGGUAGAAAAAUGUGAAUUUCCAUGUGAGUUAAAGAAGGAUGACUCCGGAUGUGAAGUCUGCCAGUGCUCGUGUCCGGUGAUAGACUGUGAACCGCCCUGCAAGCUGGAGCCCGGCGAUGAUGGAUGUAAUGUCUGUAACUGUUGUGUGCAAGUAGAGUGUAAUCACCCUUGUGAAAUUAUGAUAGGACCCAACGGUUGUGAGAAGUGCGUGUGCUCGGAGUGUCCCCCCGUUCAUUGUGAGGCUGGCUGUACCCGACUCCUGGACGCCGACGGCUGCUUCUUCUGUGAAUGUCCGCAAUAUUGCCCGGUGAUGCUCUCGUGUGAAGCACCGUGUUGCGUUACAAAAGAUGAAUUCGACUGCGAUGUGUGUGACUGCCCUCAUUGUAAACCUUUAGACCACUGUCCAUCAUUAUGUCGAAUUGAAUCAGGCAUGGACGGCUGUGACGUGUGCGUAUGCCCACAGUGCAUGCCCCUGACGAACUGCCCGCCAGCCUGCCCUCUGGUGAAGGACUGCUAUGGGUGCGCCGUGUGCGAGUGCCCACCGUGCGUCCGUGUAACUGAUUGCCCUGCUGGGUGUUGUCUCAAAAAAGAUAUGUACGGAUGUGACUAUUGCGACUGUCCUGAAUCUCUACCUGAGCCGGAACGAGUGUGUGAACUUAUACUCGAGUGCCUAGAGCCUUGCUCUCUUAUCCAGAGUUAUGGCUCAUGUGACUUCUGUUACUGUCCAACGUGCCCCGCAUUUGACGCGUGUCCAGAAUAUUGCAAUAUACUUAUGAACCAAGAUGGCUGCGAAGUGUGUGAUUGUCCUAUUUGCAAACCAUUGGUUUACUGUCCUCCAGAAUGUUUAGUGAUUCCAGACGAGAACCAAUGUAAUAUAUGUGACUGUCCUAAUUGUGAGUCACCUCUUAAUUGUCCACCAGAAUGUGGAAUUGUUAACGGCACGAAUGGUUGCGAUGUCUGUGACUGUAAUGUUUGCCUGCCAGUCAUUGACUGUCCUCCUGGGUGUGGGAUAGUUGCAGGGAUCGAUGGUUGUGAUUUCUGUGACUGUAAUGUUUGUCUGCCAGUCAUUGACUGUCCUCCUGGGUGUGGGAUAGUUGCAGGGAUCAAUGGUUGUGAUGUCUGUGACUGUAAUGUCUGCCUGCCAGUCACUGACUGUCCUCCAGAGUGUGGGAUAGUUGAAGGGAUCGAUGGUUGUGAUUUCUGUGACUGUAAUGUUUGCCAGCCAGUCACUGACUGUCCCCCAGAGUGUGGGAUAGUUGAAGGGAUCGAUGGUUGUGAUGUCUGUGACUGUAAUGUCUGCCUGCCAGUUACUGACUGUCCCCCAGAGUGUGGGAUAGUUGAAGGGAUCGAUGGUUGUGAUUUCUGUGACUGUAAUGUCUGCGUGCCAGUCAUUGACUGUCCCCCAGAGUGUGGGAUAGUUGAAGGGAUCGAUGGUUGUGAUUUCUGUGACUGUAAUGUUUGCCAGCCAGUCACUGACUGUCCCCCAGAGUGUGGGAUAGUUGAAGGGAUCGAUGGUUGUGAUGUCUGUGACUGUAAUGUUUGUCUGCCAGUCAUUGACUGUCCCCCAGAGUGUGGGAUAGUUGAAGGGAUCGAUGGUUGUGAUUUCUGUGACUGUAAUGUUUGCCAGCCAGUCAUUGACUGUCCUCCAGAGUGUGGGAUAGUUGAAGGGAUCGAUGGUUGUGAUGUCUGUGACUGUAAUGUCUGCCUGCCAGUUACUGACUGUCCCCCAGAGUGUGGGAUAGUUGAAGGGAUCGAUGGUUGUGAUUUCUGUGACUGUAAUGUCUGCGUGCCAGUCACUGACUGUCCUCCAGGGUGUGGGAUAGUUGAAGGGGUCGAUGGUUGUGAUGUCUGUGACUGUAAUGUCUGCCUGCCAGUCACUGACUGUCCCCCAGAGUGUGGGAUAGUUGAAGGGAUCGAUGGUUGUGAUUUCUGUGACUGUAAUGUUUGCCUGCCAGUCACUGACUGUCCUCCAGGGUGUGGGAUUGUUGAAGGGAUCGAUGGUUGUGAUGUCUGUGAUUGUAAUGUCUGCCUGCCAGUCACUGACUGUCCCCCAGGGUGUGGGAUAGUUGCAGGGAUCAAUGGUUGUGAUAUCUGUGACUGUAAUGUCUGCCUGCCAGUCACUGACUGUCCCCCAGAGUGUGGGAUAGUUGAAGGGAUCGAUGGUUGUGAUUUCUGUGACUGUAAUGUUUGCCUGCCAGUCACUGACUGUCCCCCAGGGUGUGGGAUAGUUGCAGGGAUCAAUGGUUGUGAUAUCUGUGACUGUAAUGUCUGCCUGCCAGUCACUGACUGUCCUCCAGAGUGUGGGAUAGUUGAAGGGAUCGAUGGUUGUGAUUUCUGUGACUGUAAUGUCUGCCUGCCAGUCACUGACUGUCCUCCAGGGUGUGGGAUAGUUGAAGGGGUCGAUGGUUGUGAUGUCUGUGACUGUAAUGUCUGCCUGCCAGUCACUGACUGUCCCCCAGAGUGUGGGAUAGUUGAAGGGAUCGAUGGUUGUGAUUUCUGUGACUGUAAUGUCUGCGUGCCAGUCACUGACUGUCCUCCAGGGUGUGGGAUAGUUGAAGGGGUCGAUGGUUGUGAUGUCUGUGACUGUAAUGUCUGCCUGCCAGUCACUGACUGUCCCCCAGAGUGUGGGAUAGUUGAAGGGAUCGAUGGUUGUGAUUUCUGUGACUGUAAUGUCUGCGUGCCAGUCACUGACUGUCCUCCAGGGUGUGGGAUAGUUGAAGGGGUCGAUGGUUGUGAUGUCUGUGACUGUAAUGUCUGCGUGCCAGUCACUGACUGUCCCCCAGGGUGUGGGAUAGUUGAAGGGAUCGAUGGUUGUGAUUUCUGUGACUGUAAUGUUUGCCUGCCAGUCACUGACUGUCCUCCAGGGUGUGGGAUAGUUGAAGGGGACGAUGGUUGUGAUGUCUGUGACUGUAAUGUCUGCCUGCCAGUCACUGACUGUCCCCCAGGGUGUGGGAUAGUUGCAGGGAUCAAUGGUUGUGAUGUCUGUGACUGUAAUGUCUGCGUGCCAGUCAUUGACUGUCCUCCAGGGUGUGGGAUAGUUGAAGGGAUCGAUGGUUGUGAUGUCUGUGACUGUAAUGUCUGCCUGCCAGUCACUGACUGUCCCCCAGAGUGUGGGAUAGUUGAAGGGAUCGAUGGUUGUGAUUUCUGUGACUGUAAUGUUUGCCAGCCAGUCAUUGACUGUCCUCCAGAGUGUGGGAUAGUUGCAGGGAUCAAUGGUUGUGAAGUCUGUGACUGUAAUGUCUGCCUGCCAGUCACUGACUGUCCUCCAGAGUGUGGGAUAGUUGAAGGGAUCGAUGGUUGUGAUUUCUGUGACUGUAAUGUUUGCCAGCCAGUCAUUGACUGUCCUCCAGAGUGUGGGAUAGUUGCAGGGAUCAAUGGUUGUGAAGUCUGUGACUGUAAUGUUUGCCUGCCAGUCACUGACUGUCCUCCAGAGUGUGGGAUAGUUGCAGGGAUCAAUGGUUGUGAUGUCUGUGAUUGCGACAUUUGUACUCCUGUGGAUAACUGCCCAACACACUGUCAUAUUAUUAAGGAUGAGAAUAGGUGUGACUUUUGUAACUGUCCCAAGUGUAGGCAGAUACUUAAAUGUCCAAAUAACUGUCUGUUACGGAAAGAUAAACAGAACUGUGACACUUGUUUUUGUCCAAGAUGUCCCAAAGUUGUUAAUUGCUCCGAUUCUUGUUUUAUCACCAAAGACAACAAAGACUGUGAAAUAUGCCUGUGUCCCCGAGAAGACGAAUAGUUACAAGGUGUACUUAACGUGAAAACAAAUAUAAACUGUGCAAACUUGGGGUUUACGCUAGAGACUUGUCUGUGUGUCAUAAAAAUCCACUAUCCGAAAAAUACAAAUACGAAUAAACGUAAUAUUUGAGUGUUUCAUCUCCUGUGUUCUUCAGAUCUAUGGGUAUUUUAUCCCAGACCAGUGCAUCAUUGUUCUGUCUGUCUGUCUCUGUCUCUCUCUCUCUCUCUCUCUCUCUCUCUCUCUCUCUCUCUCUCUCUCUCUCUCUCUCUCUCUCUCUCUCUCUCUCUCUCUCUCUCUCUCUCUGUGAAAAAUGCAUAUGAUAAAAUUUAACGUAAAGAAAAUAGUUACAUAUUAGACAAAACAAAAUAUAUAAUUUUGUUUUCUGGCCAUGUUACUUAUAUAACAUAAGCACAAUGAAUAAAACAAUAUUUAAUUCAUACAAUUGGUUGCAUACACAAAUGCUUCUGUAUAAAAAAAGAGGGGAUGAGUCACACACUAUACGUUAAAUAACCAUUAAAAUUAUAUAUUACACUAUACA
Procambarus clarkii (red swamp crayfish) is the source of this 5216-nucleotide messenger RNA. RefSeq names its product extracellular matrix protein A. The record is from RefSeq and is a predicted model, not a curated record. NCBI's taxonomy places the organism in Eukaryota, Metazoa, Arthropoda, Malacostraca, Decapoda, Cambaridae.